Messenger RNA from Penicillium argentinense, 546 nucleotides. It is a transcript of the gene cyp3, whose product is annotated as putative peptidyl-prolyl cis-trans isomerase. Gene Ontology annotation, cellular component: intracellular membrane-bounded organelle. The transcript has 4 exons. Gene Ontology annotation, molecular function: peptidyl-prolyl cis-trans isomerase activity. Gene Ontology annotation, biological process: protein folding; protein peptidyl-prolyl isomerization. Lineage: Eukaryota; Fungi; Ascomycota; Eurotiomycetes; Eurotiales; Aspergillaceae. The coding region runs from base 1 to 546 and encodes 181 amino acids. The record is from RefSeq and is a predicted model, not a curated record.
AUGGCCGAUUCAACCGUACCGUCAAACGAAGCUGCCAACCCGGUAGUCUUCUUUGAUGUCGCUCUUGCAGGAGAGGCACUCGGUCGAGUCAAAAUGGAGCUCUUUGCCAGUGUCACACCACGUACCGCAGAGAAUUUCCGUCAGUUCUGCACGGGGGAGAGCAAGAACCCCAAGGGACAACCCCAAGGCUACAAGGGGAGCAAAUUUCAUCGGGUUAUCAAAGAUUUCAUGAUCCAAGGCGGCGAUUUUGUCAAUGGGGAUGGGACAGGAAGCUGCACUAUCUUCGGCACCCCAAAGUUUGCCGAUGAAAAUUUCACACUUAAGCAUGACCGACCGGGCUUGCUCAGCAUGGCCAACUCAGGCCCGGACACCAAUGGCUGCCAAUUCUUCAUAACAACCACAGCCACUCCAUUUUUGAACAAUAAACAUGUGGUCUUUGGUCAAGUUAUCGACGGAAUGGAUGUGGUCCGCAUGGUUGAGCACACUCGAACAACGAGGGACAAACCGAACCAAGAUGUCUCGAUUGUGCAGUGCGGGGAAAUGUAA